This is a messenger RNA of Adineta steineri, 1500 nucleotides long. Lineage: Eukaryota; Metazoa; Rotifera; Eurotatoria; Adinetida; Adinetidae. The record is from the annotation of a GenBank genome assembly.
AUGAGUAAAAUAUUCUAUUCAACUGAAAGUGUACGUCUUCGACAAGAGAUUAUAUCUCAAUGUGUAUGGAGUGAUACAUAUAGUUCAUUAAAACAUAUUCUUAAACGAACAGCAUAUCAAUUACCAUUACUUGUAUCAUUUCUUAAUACUGAUGAUGAACAACAAACAACAGCAACAGAUAAUUAUCAAACCAUAUUUUUUUUCGAACGAAAUAUUUCAAAUAAACUUUUAUUUACUCCACUACAACAACAUGAUCAUUAUAAUGAUCAAUUUGAUGUUCAUCCUAAACAUUGUACUUUUGCUAUAACAGAUUUAUAUAAAGGAUUAUUUGAAUUUGUUCGUAAUGGUCAACGUUCAGCACGAGUUUAUACAAAUCUUGAGCAAUUAAUUGCAUUUACAUCAACUUUAAAAUGUUCGAUCGUAUUUAUGUCACGUGAUCGUACAUUAGGUUAUUAUCAAGAUCCAACGGUGUCUCAAUGGUUAAAUAAAGAAUAUCCUCAAGGUGCUAUUUUUCGUGCUGAAUGUGUUCAUCGUUCAUUUGUAUCAACUAAUGAUGGUCAUCGAAUUCCAAAUGAUUAUCUUGAAUGUAAUGAUGAAGAUGGUUAUACCGUUUUUAUAAAAACUGAUCAAUCUGGUCGUUUUUCAAUUAUUUCGACAUCAAUUGAACAACAACAAGAUCAACCAGAAAUAUAUCUUCAUUCAACUCAAACACCAAAUAUUGGUCAAUUAAUUAAAUAUGUUACAGUUUACAAUGAUAAUAAUAAUAAUUGUAUUCGUCUUCUACGUGGUCCUGUACCAAAUGAUUUUCUUUGUCAAUAUUUUCAACUUGUUCGUCAACAUACAUAUGAUGUACUUGUUGGUUUAACACAAGAAGGUUUAGUUAUUGAAAUGAAUUUAGAUAGUCAUAUACCAUGUCGAUAUGCAACAAAUUUAAAUGAUAUAUUAAAUAGUAUAUAUGGAUCAACAAUAUCUCAAACACUUGAAUCACAUAUUGAACAAGCACGAAUACAUUAUAAAGAAAAUAUUCAACUUGAUUUACAAUUAGUAUCAACUAUAGAUUGGGCAGCAUUUUUUCAAUAUUGGAAAUCAACUGGUAAAUUACGUCGAAAAUAUAAUGAUGAUAAAACUAUAUCAUAUCAAAGUCGUCAUCGAUUUCAACUUGUCGCUUCAGUUCAAGAUCUUUCCGAACAUCCACGAACACUUGCUUCAGCAUUUAGAAAAUAUCAUAAUUUAUCAACAAAAGAAAAUCUACCUGUUCAAAAUAGAAAAUCACAUUCAGAUAAACAACAUUCAUUGUUAUCGCAAAUGUCAAGAUUGAUUCCAACAUCAAAACAUUCGAAAAGACAUCAUUCACAUCGAAAUCCUCAAUCAUCAGUUCUUCUACUAUCAACUGCGGGACAACCAUUUGAUGAUAGUAUUUAUGAUUCAAAUCAAAUUCAUCAAGUUUCAUCCAAAGAUAAUUUAAUUACUCAACCUACACGAAAAACACGAAGAAUAUAA